CAAAAAAAAGCCGUAAAUAUUGAAACUCAAUAUGUUUCUCGACCUCCUUCAUGCCUUCAGUCGCCGUGUGUUUCGCCCUCUUGCCGUCGUUUCCGUCCCGACCGCAAAGUAGUGACCUUUCUCCAUAGCUCGUACUACCUUUCGUGUACAGAGCCUAAAAAAACUACAGAAAAACACAUGUCUAAACAAUCUUUGGCUUCCCUCCUUCGCUUAGCGUUACUCGAUCUCUCAGCCGCCUCCCUGCUCUCCUCUCACAUCUGUGUAUCUGUACUGUUCUUUCCUUCGCGAUAGCAGUCCGAGUCCUUCCCUUUCCUCUCCUCCUCUCGCCUGACAUACUGCCACGGCCCCCUCGUUGCGGACUGUGUGUACACCGAUAUCGGCCUGCUUCCUCUGCUGACUUUUUGAGAACUCCGCUUUCUUGUUUCCACGUCCACGAUGAUUUUUUCCUUCUACAUCUUCCACCGUCACCAGUGCAUCUAUUCCGUUCUCCUGUCUUCGCGCGAGGAGGCUCCGGACGGGGCUGCCGCGGGCGACGCCUCGAGUGUCUGUACACCCGGGGCCGGCGCGACUCUCUUUCUGCCAACUGCUCCCGGCUCGGCAGCGAGUCCGGUCCUCUCUCGCCUCGGCGGAUCUUCCGACGGACUUCCUGCCGGAGGUGCUCAACCGGGUGUAUCUACACCUGCGCCUCUGAACCGGGGCCAGGAAGAGCGGCGUGGCGCCCCGAAGGCGUCUGGACGCGACGGGCGCCAGCAGCAGCACUCGGAGAAACUUCUGAGUGGCCUUCUCUUCUCCAUGAAGAAGUUCUGCGAGCAAAUUGGUCCGCAGCCCCAGCAGCCCGCGCCCCAAGCCUCGAGUGUCACUCCAGCCGGCCCCGGGAGCGCCGCGAGUCAGCUGCAGCAGCGGAGACCCUGCACCUCGAUUGGAGGGCCUUUCCACGCGUUCACGACUCCGGCGUACAAACUCCACUGCCUAGAAACUCCCACAGGCUACAAGUUCGUCUGCCUCACUUCGCCGGAUGUACCUACGCUCCGAGACAGUCUGCACCACAUAUACGUGGCAUUUUUUGUUGAAUUCGUCGUCAAGGCGCCCGGCUACCAACCCAGUCUCCCCGUCACGCAGCCGAUCUUCGUCAGCCAACUCGUUGCUUUUCUGAAGUCUCUCCCGUACUUCGCGUGAGAAGAAGAGGCGCCUCUGGGAUCGCGGCUUCGACUCCGUCACUCUCUCUCUCCGUCUUCUGUCCUUUUUAUCUCUUCUUAUCCCUACUUUCCUCUCUUUCUUCUUCAUCCUUCCCUCGACGGAUAAUGGGGUAUCUUCUCUUUCUUCUGCGACGCCGACCAGGUUUCGAGGAAGCCACGAGAUUUCUCAAGUGUCUCUCCGCG
Messenger RNA from Toxoplasma gondii ME49, 1379 nucleotides. RefSeq names its product Sybindin family protein. The transcript is spliced from 2 exons. NCBI's taxonomy places the organism in Eukaryota, Apicomplexa, Conoidasida, Eucoccidiorida, Sarcocystidae. Bases 436 to 1176 code for a protein of 246 amino acids. Gene Ontology annotation, biological process: endoplasmic reticulum to Golgi vesicle-mediated transport. Gene Ontology annotation, cellular component: TRAPP complex. The record is from RefSeq and is a predicted model, not a curated record.